UUCAAUUUCUCUCUAUUGCACUCUGCAUGAGACGCCAACUCCGAAGAAUCUCUUCUCUUCUCUUCUCCAUCGGAAACAGUCGUCGCCCCGACCCGACCCGACGAGGAAGGAGGUGAGAAAUGGUGUCGGAAUCGGACCUCGCGAGCCGGCUCCGGGAGAUCCUCCGGAAUUCGGACCUCGACCAGGCCACCGCCGGCUCCGUCCGCCGGCAGCUGGAGUCGGAUUUCGGCCUCGAUUUGUCCGACCGCAAGACGUUCAUCAGGGAGCAAAUCGACGCGUAUCUCCAAUCCAUCGGGAAUCCGGAGGACGGCGCCAAUGACGACGGCCAAUGCAGCGGGCCCGACGUCAAGCGAGAAGAGGAUGGGGAGGUGGAGGAAGAUGGAGAGGAAGAGGGGGAGGAGGAAGAAGAAGAAGGAGAUGAUGAAGAAGAGGGGAAGAAAAGUAAAAAGAGGCGUUCGGCCUCUAAGGAAAAAGUAAACAAGAGGAGAGGAGGAUUCAAUAAGCUGUGUAGCCUCUCUCCACAGCUUCAAAGUUUUGUUGGAGAGUCUACAUUGGCCAGAACAGAGGUUGUGAAGAGAAUCUGGAAUCAUAUCCGACAAAAAGAUUUGCAAGAUCCAAGCAAUAGGCGUAAAAUAUUGUGUGAUGAAUCACUGCACAAGCUUUUCCAUGUCAAUUCUAUUGACAUGUUUCAGAUGAAUAAAGCCCUUGCCAAGCAUAUAUGGCCAUUAGACGCCGAUGAUGAAAAUGCAAUAAAGAAGACAAAGAAUGAGGAGUCUGUUGACUCUCACUCAGAUGGAGAAGUCAGCAAUGCUAUGGAAGAAGCUGAAGAAGAUGAACAAAAUGAAAAUGAGGAAGAGGAAGAGAUGAAUGGACGGAGAAGCAAGAAAGGACGGUCUUCUAAAGAGGACAAAGGAGUUAAGAAAAGAGGUGGUGGGUUUAAUAAAUUGUGCAGUCUCUCUCCCCAACUUCAAGUGGUCACUGGGGAGCCUGAUCUGGCUAGACCAGAGGUUGUGAAGAGGCUUUGGGCAUACAUCCGGGCAAAUAACUUGCAAGAUCCAAAGAAUAAGCAAAAUAUCGUUUGUGAUGAAUCACUACGGUCCCUCUUUUGUGUGGAUACUAUCAACAUGUUUCAAAUGAAUAAAGCCCUUUCCAAGCAUAUUUGGCCAUUAAAUGGUGGAGAAGCUCCUGAGAAGAAUUCUCUAAAGGAGGAGAGAUGUCAGGCAACAAGAGAUGAAGAUGAAGAAGAGCAGAAAGAUGAAAAGCAGAAGAAAAGAGGUUCUGGUUUUACUGCCCCCCUACCCCUCUCAGAUGCUUUAGUGAAGUUCUUUGGCACAGGUGAAAGUGCAUUAUCUCGAGCUGACGUCGUAAAGCGAAUGUGGGAUUAUAUAAAACAAAAUGAUUUGCAGGAUCCAUCGGAUAAGAGGAGAGUUAUAUGUGACGAGAAACUGAGAGAACUUUUAGAGGUCGAUUCUUUCAAUGGGUUCUCAGUCUCAAAGCUUCUCACGGCGCAUUUUGUCAAAGGCAGGUGACUAAGGCUACUUGAAAUGUACAUAUUUGAAGCCCGCAAGAGGUGGGCAAUUUUGUUUAGCAACAAAUUUCUCAUCACAGUCCAGUAGCUUGUAUUUUCCUCACUGAAAAUAUAUAUGGCCCUUGGCAUUUUGUUGUUCUAUUCCUUGACCUCUGCCAGUGCCUUUAUUCAUCUGAUUUUCAUAAACGUCACAACAGAAGUGUCUGGAGAUCACUCUGUUUGCUUGAGUUUGGGAACAAUACGGUGAUAUGUAUGGUUACUCUUUCUUCAAUUUUGCUGCGGACCCAGUUUUAAAGGUUCGAUUUCCAUUCUUUCA
This is a messenger RNA of Eucalyptus grandis, 1844 nucleotides long. RefSeq names its product DNA ligase 1. The record is from RefSeq and is a predicted model, not a curated record. Lineage: Eukaryota; Viridiplantae; Streptophyta; Magnoliopsida; Myrtales; Myrtaceae. Bases 120 to 1529 code for a protein of 469 amino acids. The transcript is spliced from 9 exons. Gene Ontology annotation, cellular component: nucleus.